Molecule: messenger RNA, 1749 nt
Organism: Fasciola hepatica (liver fluke)
Lineage: Eukaryota; Metazoa; Platyhelminthes; Trematoda; Plagiorchiida; Fasciolidae
Source: the annotation of a GenBank genome assembly
AUGCAAAGUAAUGGUGCUACGAAAUCUGAAAGUUGUUUGCAAACCGCUGAAUCUGACGUGUUGCAUCAACCAAAGCGUCAAUCAUGUCCGGAAGAGUUGGAAUACGAAACAGAAAACAAGAAUGCGAAAUCGGCGUGGACAGCCAACUCAAAUUUGCCUAAAACACAGACAGUGCACAAUGUGAGUAAAAUAAGCGUACCUUCAACGGGUGACAAAGAUUGUGACGUACCGAAAAAUCUCAAUUUGAAAACUCAGCUCUCCUCUGGAUUGUUAAAGCUCAAUAUCAGAAGUUUUUAUUCCGGUAUGGACAAGCAUACACAGUCGACACAAAACACAACAACCACAAAUAACACUUCAAUGAAAUUUGCCAAAAGGUGGACGUGGUUAAUGAAAAAAUAUCGAAAUCAUAAAAUGCAAACGUCAGAUUCAAAAUCUACGCUCAACUUACAUCAAACAGCCGUGAUAGGCGGAAGGCUUGCAACAGAGAGUAUUUGCGGUAAUUCUUUCCUGAACCAUCAAAAUCAAACCAUCAUUCAAAGAAAAGCAUCCUUUCCCGAGGUCGCUCGUUCACGAGCCUCCUUCGACUGGGCUAAUCGUCAUGCACAAGAUGAACAAAGUCGCCCGGAUGUUGGUUCACUUGGGUCAAAGACAAACACGGCAUUUGACGGUUUCGAUAGACUACAUGCUGUCGUUGAUGCGUCACAAGGACGGGGAAAAUCGCACAGUCCAGAAAUGCGGCUAGUAGACGAUCAGAAGCACCGGCAACAACUGAGACGUGGAACCUCAUUACGUUUUACACAUUUCUCUGCCCUUCGGGAGGACAAAAACCAUCUCAAGCCCACAAAUCACAGCCCCUCAGACCGCGCAGAGAAAACGCCAGAACGUGAAGCGGAUGGGACUUGGAAUAAAGGGGUCUCGGAAAGACGUCGGAAAAUGAAAAUAACCGCGGAAAUGCGGGACAAACUGUUCCAUAAAACUGGUAGUUCAAAUACAAUUCCGAACCAUCAAUCAAUGAAUCCAAAUCAGAACAGCUAUCGAAUUGUUUUACAGAAGAUUUUUGGUUCAAACAAACCCAAUUUUGCCGAGGUUGAGCGUUGGGGACAAUCGUUUUCCAAUAUACUCUACGAUAAAGCCGGUAUCCUAUUGUUCCGUGAAUUUCUCCGCACUGAGUUCAGUGACGAGAACAUUGAAUUUUGGCUAACUUGUGAAGAUUUCCGCAACCGAUGUGGUUCAAAGAAGUUGCAAAGCAAGGCACAGAAAAUCUUCAAUGAGUUCGUCGCCGUUCAAUCCAAGCGCGAGGUCAAUUUGGAUUCAACUACAAGAAUUCAGUUAGAAAAAGAACUGGACUCUGUCACACGGAAUACUUUUGACCAAUCACAGAAGAGAAUUCAAGCACUGAUGGAAAAGGAUUCCUACUGUCGAUUUCUACGAUCCGAUUUGUACACGGCUGCACUGGAUUACUGUCGCGAACUUUCUGGUGCUCGAGUGAACCCAGCUGCUGAGCAAAGCACAGAACCAGGCACAGAUCCUCGUGUAAAUCACUUUUCUUUGCUUAAAGCACAAGUAUCCGCCCGGUACAGACCUGAAUCCACCAUAUCUGGUCUGUUGCCAAAUGUGAAAUCAUGCAAAGAGAUAGCCUCAACAUCCAAUCAGCAUGAAACUGGCAGUAUAUCAGCACCGUCUUCACCUAAACCAUCUCCGAAAGAUCAAUUGUUAUCCACAUGUGUUCUGGAGAAUGAAAAUGUCUGA